AGGUCUAUACAUUCUUCAGUUAAUAAAGCUACAUGGUUAAUUUUUAUCUCAGAAUGAAGAUUUAAUCGGAAAAAUGCAGUGAAAUGAGUAUGCAAGAGCAGUCAUUGUUAUAGCAUGCCUAAACAAAGUGCCGUAAUUUAGGCAACAUACAGGCUGACUGAAAAUGGGGUAAUAAAUACAAAGGGUACAGAAAAGCAUGAAGCAAUGAAAGAAAGUAAUGAUUCCGAGAAUGCCUUCACCCAUUGCGAACAGGAGGAAAAUGGCUGCAGGGGGAGAGGUACAAUGGUAUUUGUAAUCUGUAGGGGGUGGCAAGUGGUGGCCUAAAAAAUGUGGGUGACAUUCAACCUGACCACUGUUGUCCUUUAGGGUCAAUGUUUUACAGCUUUGGGAGUUCUGUCAGUCUCACUCUGGAAGAUGAGCUCCAAGAGGGAGAAUCCUGUCAGAAAGAGAUCUUCAGGAGCGCAGAAUUGCAGGGUUUUCUGCGCCCAGCUGCUGGGCCAAUGCCCAUUCCGCGCUGUCUGACCAGCCUGGACGUGAUCCCGCCACUUGCCGCACCUUUACAAUGGCCCUAACCUUGUUUGAUACUGAUGAAUACCAACCACCUGUUUGGAAAUCUUACUUGUAUCAGUUGCAACAGGAAGCUCCCCAUCCUAGAAGGAUUACCUGCACUUUUGAGGUAGAGAACAGACCCAAAUAUUAUGGAAGAGAAUUCCAUGGUAUGAUCUCAAGAGAAGAAGCCGACCAGUUAUUAAGUGUUGCAGAGGGAAGUUAUCUCAUUCGUGAAAGCCAACGGCAACCAGGAACCUACACUUUGGCAUUAAGAUUUGGAAAUCAAACCAGAAACUUCAGACUCUACUACGAUGGAAAACACUUUGUUGGGGAGAAACGUUUUGAGUCCAUCCAUGACCUGGUGACAGAUGGAUUGAUUACUCUUUAUAUUGAAACCAAGGCAGCAGAAUAUAUUGCCAAGAUGACAAUAAAUCCAAUUUAUGAACACAUAGGAUAUACAACCUUAAACAGAGAGCCAGCACACAAAAAACAUAUGCCAACCCUGAGAGAUACAUAUGAUGGCAAAGAGUCUACAGGAGAAGAUGAGGUAGCAGAGAAAAGGUUGACAUCACUUGUCAGAAGAGCAACUCUGAAAGAAAAUGAACAUAUUCCAAAAUAUGAAAAGGUUCACAAUUUCAAGGUUCACACGUUCAGGGGUCCACACUGGUGUGAAUACUGUGCCAACUUCAUGUGGGGCCUCAUUGCUCAGGGAGUAAAAUGUGCAGAUUGUGGUUUAAAUGUUCACAAGCAGUGUUCCAAGAUGGUCCCAAAUGACUGCAAGCCAGAUCUGAAGCAUGUCAAAAAAGUGUACAGCUGUGACCUUACAACGCUAGUAAAAGCACACAUCACUAAAAGGCCAAUGGUAGUAGACAUGUGUAUUAGAGAAAUUGAAUCUAGAGGUCUUAAUUCUGAAGGACUAUACAGAGUUUCAGGCUUUAGUGACCUAAUUGAAGACGUCAAAAUGGCAUUUGACAGAGAUGGGGAAAAAGCAGAUAUUUCUGUGAAUAUGUAUGAAGAUAUCAAUAUUAUCACGGGUGCACUUAAAUUGUACUUCAGGGAUUUGCCAAUUCCACUUAUCACAUACGAUGCCUACCCAAAAUUUAUAGAUUCUGCAAAAACCAUGGAUCCUGAUGAACAGUUGGAAACACUUCAUGAAGCAUUGAAACUACUGCCACCUGCACACUGUGAAACCUUAAGGUAUCUCAUGGCACAUUUAAAGAGGGUAACCCUUCAUGAAAAGGAGAAUCUCAUGAAUGCAGAGAAUCUUGGCAUUGUUUUUGGACCAACCCUUAUGCGAGCACCAGAACUAGAUGCAAUGGCUGCACUGAAUGAUAUCCGUUACCAGAGACUUGUGGUGGAGAUGCUUAUAAAAAAUGAAGACAUUUUAUUUUGAAUAUUUUGUUUUGUUCUUUCUAAAAAAGGAAACAACAAUAUUCUGUGGAGGAAGGAAUAUUUUAAUGUAAUUUAACUGGCUCUUGUAGCUGAAUUCCAUAUUUGCUAGAGCUUUUGAUGUAUACAGGAUAAAAAUGAAGGAACUCUGUGUCGCUUCUGUAGUGCCAUUCAGCUGAUGUUGAAAAAAGGUUAACACAUUUUCCAGUACUAGUAAUCCUGGGUGUUUAUCAUGUUUAAAACAAAAAUCUAAAGCUCUAUUGCAUGAUUGGCUUCCUGUUCUCCCUGUUUUGAUGAAGCUCUUUCUGCAAAAGAAACAAGAGAAUUGGUGCAGCAUCUUUUAUAAGCAUCUUUGUUCUGGAUAGUUUGUGAUUGUAAUUUAGCAUGUUUCUCAGUGUAAACCUAUUGUGAAUUUGCUUUUAUGUUCUAUGUAAUUGGUUUCUGAUACUAAAAAAGAAUGAUUUCUGUGAAAUGGGGCUUCUGGCUGUAUGUUGACAUUUCCUAUCAUUCUUUUCCCACUUUCUUGGGUGAUUUCUUCCUGGUUUCUCUCAGUUCUUUUAUCAUGUAGUAGUUUGUUUUGAACAGAAACAAAAUGUGUACUUUGUCACUUUAAGUAAUUCUUCAUGUCUUUUAUCGUGGUUGCAGUAAAAUCUGCAACACUGUACAAUAUUUCCUUUAUUGUUGUUUCAGUUGUAAUUUUGUAUUUUUAUCUGGCAUGCAUAUAUUAAUUUAUUAAAUUUUG
Messenger RNA from Mauremys mutica (yellowpond turtle), 2680 nucleotides. RefSeq names its product chimerin 1 (gene CHN1). The coding region runs from base 563 to 1942 and encodes 459 amino acids. The transcript is spliced from 14 exons. Gene Ontology annotation, molecular function: ephrin receptor binding; GTPase activator activity. Lineage: Eukaryota; Metazoa; Chordata; Testudines; Geoemydidae. Gene Ontology annotation, biological process: regulation of small GTPase mediated signal transduction; ephrin receptor signaling pathway; positive regulation of GTPase activity. The record is from RefSeq and is a predicted model, not a curated record.